CUCCUCCUCCGUCUCUUGUUUUCAUUCCUUCCCCCUUUCCCUCCUUCCCUCCUUUUUUUUGUUUGAAACUUUUUGUACCCUUUUUAAGCCUCCUUUCCUUCCCCUCCCUUUUCCCUCAGCCAAAGAGAAGGGGCCCCCUUUUGCCUCAGAGACCCCGCCAUGGAGACAUGAACAAGGCCUCCCCUUCCUCCUCCUCCUCCUCCGACAUGGAGCCAGCCGGGAACUAAACAAAGGGCGCCCCAGCCGAGCUCUCUCUUCUGCCCCUUUCCAGCCUCAGCCUCAGCCUCCUCCUCGACCAUCAUGGGGCUGGUUUGAUGGAGCGAAUGCUGGCCCCUGCUUGCAGCCCUCCUUCGCGCACCUUGGCAGGGCAGGUAGCUGUAUUCACUUGGGUGGCAGGCAGACCCAAGGGGUACCAUGAAGUUUCUGGGUCCCCUGGAGAGCCAGAGAUUGUCUCUCCUCCUGGAGACGGCAAUCUCUAGAGAAGCUCAGAUGUGGAAAGUGCACUUGCCCAGAAUUCAGCCCAAUCAGGAUGCAGGCAUUUCUCCAACCCAGCGGGAUGAAGUGAUUCAGUGGAUGGCCAAACUCAAAUGCCAGUUCCACCUUUAUCCAGAAACACUUGCUCUGGCCGUCAAUCUCUUGGACAGGUUUUUAGCUGCAGUGAAGGCCCGUCCAAAGUACCUGAAUUGUAUUGCAAUCAGCUGCUUCUUCCUUGCUUCCAAGACCAUUGAGGAAGAUGAGAGGAUUCCAGUACUGAAGGUGUUGGCCAGAGACAGCUUUUGUGGCUGCUCUCCAGCUGAAAUUCGCAGAAUGGAGAAGAUAAUUCUGGAUAAACUGAACUGGGAUCUUCACACAGCCACUCCGCUGGAUUUCCUCCAUAUUUUCCAUGCGGUCGCCUUGUCCACCAGGCCUCAACUGCUGACCACCUUACCCAAGGUGAACCCGUCCCAGCAUGUGGCUCUGCUUACCAAGCAGCUGCUACACUGCCUGGCCUGUUAUCAGCUUCUUCAGUUUAAGGGCUCCAUGCUGGCAUUGGCCAUCAUCAGCCUGGAAGUGGAGAAGCUUAUCCCUGAUUGGCUCGCCCUCAUCAUCGAACUGCUUCAGAAGGCACAGAUGGACAGCUCCCAGCUGAUCCACUGUCGGGAACUCGUGGCCCAGCACCUUUCCACACUGCAGCCGUCUCUGCCACCCAACUCCGUCUAUGUCUACAGUCCCCUCAAGCACAACCUGGUGACCUGUCAUGCAGGGGUCUUCCGCUUCCAUCCCUCCUCCAUCCCAGGCCCAGACUGCAAGGACAACCGCAAACCGGAAGUGCCAAACAAAGGUAUCUCUGUGCUCUCCCAGCGCCGGGCGGCUCCCAGCCGAUGCAAACAAGCAACAGCCAAGCGCAAAGUGGAAGAGAUGGAGGUGGAUGACUUCUACGAUGGGAUCAAGCGGCUCUACAAUGAGGAGAAUGCUCCGGAAGGGGUGGCCCUCGAAAGCAAGGCCGCUCCCACCUGCAGCACUGAUGUUUCACGACAAGGGGGAAGUGUUUCCCCUUGCCCUCCUUUGCAGCCCAUUUCUGUCAUGUAGCAGUGCUCUGCACCUCAGGAGAGAAGCUGCUCCCUUGUGCAACAUCGGGCAACAAUCGCCUUUUGUGGCCUGAGUAGAGCAAAGGCUGUACCUUGCAAGGGCUAAGAGAAGCUAGGUUAUCCUUUGAAAAGAAUCCCCUUUCCUACUUUCCUUGUGCGGCUAAUUAUAGUUCAACUAUGAUUUAAGUAUUUAAAGGCCAAAAAAAGUAUAAAAAACCUUUCAAAAAGACCCAAAAACCAAACAAAAAAAGUAGCAAAAAUUGUCCCCCUCUAGUGUUGUCUGUGCACUGUUUCAGUCUGCUGUUGUGUUGUAAUCUCUUCCAUUGUGUUGGGGAGUUCACACUGUGUGCAAAAAUCAUUUUCAGAUUUCUAAGCAUCCCUCACUCUGAGUUUGCUCCAUUUUGAGAACUCUCCUCUUCCUCUCUAUUUUAAAAAAUAGUUUUCUGAACCUCUAGUGCAUGACAUCUUGUAUUUUGGCACUUUGACUUGGUGCUGCUUUUAUUUUCUUUGCAAACAAACCAGAACCCCUUCCUUGUCCUUCUCUUGUUUUCUGUCAUUUAGCACUUUGGUGUUUUAAAUGUGAUAAGUACAACUAGAUCUACAUUCAAAAUUAGUCAGUUAAAAAGGGUGCCUGUGAAAUAUGAUGUACCAAAAAACCCAAACAACAAAUAGAGCAGGGCAAAUGAACACCUGAUGAAAGUAUAGGAUUUGUUGCAGGCAGUUUUAUGGAAAACUGGAAGCAGUCUUUGUGGCUGCCAUUAGACUGACCAAAUAAAAAUAAGACUUUAAUGAGUUUUUAAACACAUACACAAACACACAAUACUUCACAUGAAUAUGUGCAUUAAAUGCAAAAUGUAAUGAAACCAAAAUUUAGCUGAGGUUGACAGAGAUGGAGUCUGUGCUGUGGCAGUUUUCUAAUCCAGAAUUUUUGCUUUGUGUAAGUGAUCAGCACAGAUUUCCCCCCCACUUCCUUUUCCUCCCACUGCACUCCCACUUUUAUGUUUGUGUAACCUUUUAACCUGAAGCAAGGGCAAGAAAAAACAUUUAAAAGAUCUUGUACAUUAAAGUUAAAAGCUCUGCUUCUCAGAAUAAUCGCUCCUUUAUAUUAAAGCUCUCUUCACAGCCCUUUGGAAGGUAUUGCGUUCAGCAGCGAUACUGAGGAAAGCCUUCUGGUAGCAAUAAAAAAACAAAACAUGUUGUCCUUCA
This is a messenger RNA of Sceloporus undulatus (fence lizard), 2774 nucleotides long. It is a transcript of the gene CCNI, whose product is annotated as cyclin I. Lineage: Eukaryota; Metazoa; Chordata; Lepidosauria; Squamata; Phrynosomatidae. The record is from RefSeq and is a predicted model, not a curated record. Gene Ontology annotation, cellular component: cytoplasm; cyclin-dependent protein kinase holoenzyme complex; nucleus. Gene Ontology annotation, molecular function: cyclin-dependent protein serine/threonine kinase regulator activity. The transcript has 7 exons. Gene Ontology annotation, biological process: regulation of cyclin-dependent protein serine/threonine kinase activity; mitotic cell cycle phase transition. The coding region runs from base 415 to 1569 and encodes 384 amino acids.